UUUAUUAGACGCUUACGAAGUGCACGCUCCUCGUAGCAUCGUAGUUUAUUUUACUUUUCCCUCCAUUCCAUUUUUCGUGCCAGCGACAUUUGUAUACAGCUUGUUUACACAUUUAGUGUUCUAAAACCUCACUCACUAAGCGUGAAGUAGACUACACGAUGAGAAAAGUUUCAAAAAAUCGUACCGAUGAUGAUAUAAUAUCGUCAACAAAUGGUUCGGGAUCUGUGCAUAAUGAAGAAAAGCAAGAUUUAGAGCAAUCGGUUGAAGAUAAUGAGAAACAAUCCGUGUCGGACAAUGAUGAUAAAAGUCCCGAUGAUACUUCUGAUGUAGAGAAAAAACCUGAUAGUUCUAAAAAAGGAAAAUCAAAAAAAACUAAGUCCAAAAAAAAGAAAGCUACAAAAGCAAAAAAAGCGGACGAAGAUGAAGAAGAAUAUGAGGUAGAAGAGGUAAUUGACUCUAAAAGGAUUAGAGGAAAGUUGUACUAUCUUAUCCGUUGGAAGGGUUAUUCUGCUGAUAAUGAUACAUGGGAGCCAGAAAACACUCUAUCUUGUCCUGAAUUAAUUAACAAGUUCAAUGAAGAAAAAGAAAAUUCUAAGGAUGAAGUAGGUAAAACUUCCCGUGGGAAAAAAGGUCCCAAGCGUAAAUCAAACACUAAGACAAAAACAUCACCAAAGAAGAGAAAAAAUGAAGAAUCGGACAGUGAAGACGCUGAUGAAGAAGCAGAAUAUGAGGUGGAACGUAUUUUGGAAGUUCACCAUAAAAAGUCUGGUGAAAGGGAUUUCCUUAUCCACUGGAAGGGAUGGGCCAGUAAAUAUGAUUCAUGGGAACCUGAAAGCAACCUCAAUUGUCCGGAAUUGAUUAAAAAAUUUUUGGCAAAAGUGGAUAAGGCUCGUUCAUCAGAAUCUCGAAGUUUAAGAGUUGCGCCGGAGACCACCAACCGGUUUACUUUACAAGAUCCAAGCUCCGGUCGCCGGCUGAGCAAAAGAAAGAAUCAACGCCAGCGGGUUCGUUACGAUAAUGCAGAGUAAACUUUUAACAUCUCUUUUUCUACACAAAAUUGUAGCAGAUUUUAUUUAUAAAUAUA
Molecule: messenger RNA, 1084 nt
Organism: Papilio machaon (common yellow swallowtail)
Lineage: Eukaryota; Metazoa; Arthropoda; Insecta; Lepidoptera; Papilionidae
Product: chromobox protein homolog 1
Exons: 6
Coding region: 159-1028 (289 amino acids)
Biological process (GO): negative regulation of transcription by RNA polymerase II; chromatin organization
Cellular component (GO): pericentric heterochromatin
Molecular function (GO): chromatin binding
Source: RefSeq, a predicted model, not a curated record